AUGUCGGGAUAUCAGGGAACUCCACCACCAGGCGGGAACUACUACCCUCACCAACAGGGCCAGCAGCAGUACUAUGCGCCUCCGCCAGGCGGCCAGUCCUACCCUCCACCACCCACAUCCCCUCCCGCACACCAACAGCAGCAGCAACACUACCCACCUCCGCCAGGUGGAAAUGCCGCUCCACAACAACACUAUGCGCCUCCGCCUGAGCAACAGCAAUAUGCGCCGCCACCUGAGCAACAGCACUUCCAGCCCCCAGGCCAAGCGCAAUCGCCGCCCCCGCCUUUCCAGCAGCAACAGCCGCCACAACAACAGCCACAGCAACCGAUGAGCCCCGGCUUUGGUGGAUUUCCGGGUGGAAGUCCAAGUGCGACUCCGUCAGGAUACCCUGCUGAGAAGACUGGCCAUCCAGGCAUGGGCCAUCAGUCGCAGAUGAGCCAGCAGAGCAUACCCCAGCAGCCGCAAUACGUAGGCGCGGGCGCGGCAGCACACACAUCGCCCGCAAGUGCCUCAGCAGACGACGUGGGAACCUUCAAUGGAGGAAGUUACCGCGUGAGCCACAGGGACACAAACUCCAUUCUCACAGUGCAGUUAGCCAUCGGAUGUCCUUUUACUGCUAAACCUGGUGAGUCUUCCAACACACGAUCCAUUCUUCGCUACUAUAGGGAGCGAAAGAUGCAAAGAACGAAUGACUAA
Molecule: messenger RNA, 696 nt
Organism: Alternaria metachromatica
Lineage: Eukaryota; Fungi; Ascomycota; Dothideomycetes; Pleosporales; Pleosporaceae
Exons: 2
Coding region: 1-696 (231 amino acids)
Source: RefSeq, a predicted model, not a curated record